CUAUCUGCACAGAGUGAUGUGGUUUUGCGAGUAAUUCAGAGGAUUUGUGACAAGGGAAAAAGGAAUGUGCUAAGCUUUGGCUACGCAUGUGUAAAUGAAUCAAGCUUCAUACCUAUCCAAUCUGCCCCCAACAUCUGUAGUUACCGACCAAAUCCCACCACUGUUACUAUCAAGAACAGCAUCCUGUGGAGGACACUGCUCAGCCGAAUUGGAGAUGACGUCAUGAUGUAUCUGUUGGAACACUGCUCCCUAUUUAUGCUGGUUCCACCAAGCUGCUGCUUUCAGUUAUGUGGAGUUCCCAUCUAUAGCCUCACUAUAAGUGGCACUAAACUCCCUUCUACCUGGCUGAGACAGAGCCCAGCCAAACGCUGGUGCAAUAUUUCACUAAAGUGCAUCCAAAAGAAAGUCCAAUUUUAUAAAGGGCUCCUGUCAAAGGACAGGAAAUGGAAGGAGAGAUUAGCCGGAGCCAGCAAUGGAGCACGAGCUGCUGUGUCCAGCAGACAGAUGCGUCAAAGCACCCUUAGUGUUCCCGAAAGCAAAUCCGUCAAGAAGCCUAGACUCGAAGUUGUUGUUGCCAAGUGGCUGUCGAAGGUCACUGUGGAUGUAAAGUCACUGAAAAGAUGUCGGAGUGAUGAUGAUGUUGCGCCCCCUGCAAAGAGGUUAAGGGACAGGCAGCCAUCAGUGUCACUGGAAGGUACAUCAAUUCAUUCAGCUGGGCAUGUGGAAAGUAAGUUAAAUAACUCCUCAGAAAUAACCGAGCAAUCUGGCAGACCAACUGAUCGAACAAGUAACGGAGCCUGUGAAUGGAAAGGAGAAGGUGGUAACAUUGAUAAAUGUGAACCCAAAGAUCUCAAAUUCGGUGCCCAUGUGAGCACAGUGGGGGAAAGCUCUGGGGUAGGCCAAGGUUCUGGUGCCGAUACAUCUGAACUGGUUGAAGGAGGAGGAAUUGAAAGCAAUAGGACUGGACACUUUGUGCAUGAUGAAGUGAUUAUUUCUUCUGUUGAUGGCGUUGUGGCUCACGGGGAAAAUUCAGAACACAAAAGGCCACAGGCCAAAAUCUCAACAGCAGAAGGUGAAUCCGUGAGGAACGGUGAUAACCAAACUGUUGCAGAAACUGGAGAACAACAGAACGGUAAGGAGGUAGACCAAGUGAGAAUCAGGGACUCUAAUCAAAGUGGCAGAUUCACAGCUGGAAUUAUAAGCAGUACGCAAAACACUAAAUCUGCCUCUGGAAAGAACAUUGAUGCACUCAGACAAUGUGAAGGAACAGGUAUUGUGUUAACAAGCCCCUUAUAUGCGGGACCAUUACCGCAAACCUCCACAAAUGCUGAAACAGUGAGGAAUAGAAGAAAAUGGGCUACAACUUAUAUUGAAAGAGGAAAUAUAAUGUAUUGUAGUAACCGCAGGGAACAUUUGCCAAACACUUUUAUACUAAAUUGCUUGCAGGGCUUGAGCACAGGUGGUCAAAGGCUGGUGAAAUCCAUCUUCUUAAACAGUGAUACAUUUGAGAAGAAGAAACCACAAGUGCAGCCUAAUAGUUACUGGAGAAAGAAGAAAUUUCCAAAGCGCUAUUGGCAGAUGAGAGAUAUUUUCUUUAGACUGCUGAGGAACCAUAAGCAAUGCCCUUACCCGCAGCUGUUGAUGAGAAAUUGCUUUGUGAAUGUUAAGAAAGGAAGAAAAAUCUUUGGUGCUUCAAGUAUUGUGAGAAAUAUUGGGUCCAAUUCUUUCCCUGUCACAAAGGUGGAUCGCAGUAGUCAUGAAAUAGAAUUGAAAGACAAUGGUCCUGUUGGUGAAGCCAUUCACCCAGCUCCAAAACAGGAUCAGUUAUUGAGUAAGAAUGUAAAGGGUCAUACUUCAAUGAGAACAGCUCUUCGUGGACACAGUUCUACUGUUGGAAGCAACUUGAAGGAACAAGCAGACCCUUUGAGAUCUUUGCAACGUCCUGGCCAGUGGUCUCCGACAGGUCAUCUACCUGAAGCUGUAGCAGUGAGCCAUCAAGCAGAUGGGAAGGUCACCAUGUCUAUAGACUAUGACCGUAUUGAAGAUUCACCUGGCUCGGACACAGACUUGCUGUGUUUGCUCAAGCAGCACAGCAGUCCAUUUCAGGUCUACCGAUUUGUGAGAGAAUGUCUGCUCAAAGUCAUACCAGACGAACUGUGGGGCUCCAACCACAAUAAAUGUAGGUUCCUGAAGAAUGUGAAGAAGUUUAUUUCCUUGGGGAGAUUUGACAAAUUCUCUUGCAGUGAGCUAAUGUGGAAGAUGAGGGUGAAUGAUUGUACAUGGCUUCGGCUAACCAAAGGCCCGCACUUUGUUCCUGCAUCGGAGCACCAGUUGCGUGAAGAAAUCCUGGCUAAGUUUCUCGUUUGGUUAAUGGGCACCUACGUGGUACAACUGCUCAAGUCUUUCUUCUACAUCACGGAGACAACAUUCAUGAAAAACAUGCUUUUCUACUACAGAAAACGUGUCUGGAAUGAGGUGCAGAGGAUUGGAGUAUGGAAUCAUCUUGCUAAAGUACAGCUGCAACCAAUCUCGAGCAAAGAAUUGGAACAGAAAUGGCAGCAGAAAGCCUUCCUACCCCCUUCUAGCUUACGCUUUAUUCCCAAGAGAAAUGGAUUGCGACCGAUAGUGAGGAUGCGGAACAUGGUCGCACCACCGUUCUCCAGGAAAGUGAGCAGUUUCCGGAAGAUCCAACGCUCAGACUCCCAGAUGAAGGUCCUGUUUGGUGUGCUCAAUUAUGAAUGUCAACAGAAUCCAGCCCUAAUGGGCUCUUCAGUCUUCGGCCUUGACGCUAUAUACAAGGCGUGGAGGGAGUUUGUGUUGCAGAGUUCGAAAGCUGGAAAACUGAGAGGGAAUCGUCCUUAUUACUUUGUGAAAGCAGACGUUACUGGUGCCUAUGACACCAUUCCUCACGCCAAAUUAAUGGAAGUGGUUUCGGGAAUACUGAAUCCCUCCAUACAAGAGAGUUACUGCAUCCGACAUUACACCAAGGUUUGGGUGGAUUCCAGUGGACAAAUUCAAAAAUCUUUCAAAAACCAGGUUUCCACAAUGAAGGAUCUGUUACCAAACAUGAAGGAAUUUGUGUCCCACCUGCAGCAGGAAGCCUCUCUGCAAGACACUGUCCUAGUUGAACAGGGUCUGAUAUUGAAUGAAAGCUCUGGGCAGGUGUUCAGUUACUUCAAGCAAAUGAUUGAGAACAGUACCAUCAGAAUUGGGAAUAAAUACUAUGCUCAGUGUUGUGGGAUCCCUCAGGGCUCUCUUCUCUCCACUUUGCUGUGCAGCUUGUGUUAUGGUGAUAUGGACAAGAAACUCCUCAGUGGAAUUCAGGAGGAUGGGUUGAUGUUGCGGUUGGUUGAUGACUUCUUGCUGGUCACUCCUCACUUAGCGCACGCCAAAAGCUUCCUAAGAAUAUUGGCUGCAGGGAUCCCAGAGUACGGCUGUUUCAUAAACCCCCAUAAAACAGUGGUCAACUUUGUUCUUGAUGAGAACCUUCCAGGCUGCAGCAAAACCACGUCAUUGCCGGAACAUUCUCUCUUCCCUUGGUGUGGUCUGCUCUUUGAUACUCAGACGCUUGAAGUCUAUUGUGACUAUUCCAGCUAUGCAAACACCUCCAUCAGGUCCAGUCUGACUUUCAGCUGUAGUUCGGAAGCUGGGAAGAAUCUGAGGAGGAAGCUACUGGCUGUCUUGAAGUUGAAGUGUCAUCACAUUUUCCUGGAUCUGGAGGU
Rhincodon typus (whale shark) is the source of this 3722-nucleotide messenger RNA. RefSeq names its product telomerase reverse transcriptase (gene tert). The transcript is spliced from 11 exons. Gene Ontology annotation, molecular function: telomeric repeat DNA binding; telomerase RNA binding. Gene Ontology annotation, biological process: telomere maintenance via telomerase. Gene Ontology annotation, cellular component: telomerase catalytic core complex. The annotation marks the transcript as partial. Lineage: Eukaryota; Metazoa; Chordata; Chondrichthyes; Orectolobiformes; Rhincodontidae. The record is from RefSeq and is a predicted model, not a curated record.